AUGUCAACCAACGCGACGACACAAACAACCGUGGGUGAGGCUGGACCUGCCUCCAGCACCUUCAACGCCGGCUACCUCGUGCUGGUCAUUAGUGUCGCCACUGCCGCCACGGCAGUAUACUACUACUUGAAGUGGAGGUCCAAGUACUACGACCCACUCCUGCCCAAUGAGGUGGUUGGAGAUUUGGAAGGACACACGCGAGAUAGCUUGGAGGACAGCGCCGUGGAAGCUACGAAAUGGACAUGCGGCGUAUGCGAUUUUCACAACGCAGUCGACCAAAGCUCGUGUCUCUUGUGUGCCACAGCCCAAGGUGUGUAUGUGUUGGAAUCACCAGCAUUUGCCACUGGCACCGGCACGACCGUUCGUGAAGAUCAACUGAAUGCUGUUCAAUCCUGUGCAAGGUACAAUGCAUCCUUUGUACAUUUUCUUGCUAUAUAUGGACAUAUUCGUAGACGACGCAAGCAGUGGCGACGACAUCGAGACGCCGCCACUGGAGUUUGGGAAUGGGUCACCGAUAUCUCGACGUCCCAACCACACUAUUUAGUGGUCACGUCCUCCUUAUCCCAUCAGAUUGAAUGGUCGACGUUGGCCCGAGCGUCGGCAGGGAUAGACGUCCUCGGCCACCACCUGCCUACGUGGUGGUCGCACGUGUUGGACCAGCUACGCCAGGAACCAUUCGCCUUCAAAUAUGCGUGGCUGGUGGGGCAUCUCAAUGCUACCUACACUGGCCACGUCAAGUUUACCGUGACUCGGGCUGGCAUUCUGGAAGAAUCCCUCCAAGUCCUGAGUCAGUUGCCGCGGCACCAGCUGUGUUCGUUUACGAGCAUCGCGCUGAGGGGCGAAGUUGCACUUGAUGCAGGGGGCGUUGCACGAGAGUGGUACACGUUGCUCUCGAACGCCAUUUUGGACACAAGUAAUGGGCUGUUUAUGGUCUCCAACAAGGACGACCAGUCGUUCUUUAUCAAUCCCAACUCGGAAAGAGACCACGGCCCCAACCACUUGGCAGACUUUCAAGCGGUGGGAAGGCUCCUGGGGAAAGCCAUCAUCGACGAGCAAAUGCUGCCGUUUCACUUUUGUGUCCCGCUGUUCAAGAUGUUGCUGGGGUACCCCGUCUCGAUCGAAGACGUUCGGUACUUGGACCCGACCGUGUAUUCGAGCUUGACCUACAUUCGCGACUGCGAUGACGUGGACGAUUUGGCGCUGACGUUCAGUGUGAGUGUGGACACGGAUGUACCGGAAGUGGAGCUGGUGGUCGGGGGUCGGGACGUGGGGGUGACCAACGCCAACAAGGCCGAGUACGUGGAGAGAAUGGUGCAGUACUUGAUGUUUGAGCGCGUGGCGCCGCAGCUGCAGCGGCUGGUGCAGGGUCUGUACGACGUGUUGCCCCAGGAGCUGCUCAUGCCGUUCGACUACAAGGAGCUGGAGCUGAUUUUGUGUGGGUUUUCAGAGAUCGACGUGGGUGACUGGAAGCGGUCCACGAUCGUGUCCAAGUCGCUCGAGGACGUCGUCGGGUGGUUCUGGGACGUUGUCGAGUUUGACAUGACGCCCUCUGACCGGGCCAAGCUGCUCCAGUUCACCACUGGGUCGUCCCGCGUACCCCUCCAAGGCUUCCGUGGGUUGACCAGUCACGACGGCCAGCUGUGCCCGUUUUCACUACAUGGCGUCAAGUACCAUCCGCAGGAGUUGCCCAAGGUCCACUCGUGUUAUAACCGCAUGGACCUGCCGAUUUACCCCACGCGAGAAGAGCUUCGAAGUGCACUGUUCUUUCUCGUUUCGAUUGAAGACUUGGUGUUCACAUUGCUGUAACUUGGAAAACAGUGCGCUUGUACUAUUAAUACAGUACCAGUAUUGUGAUUUUGGAUA
Aphanomyces astaci is the source of this 1863-nucleotide messenger RNA. RefSeq lists its product as hypothetical. NCBI's taxonomy places the organism in Eukaryota, Oomycota, Saprolegniomycetes, Saprolegniales, Verrucalvaceae. The record is from RefSeq and is a predicted model, not a curated record. The transcript has 4 exons. Gene Ontology annotation, molecular function: ubiquitin-protein transferase activity. The coding region runs from base 1 to 1806 and encodes 601 amino acids.